AUGGACCGAGCCAACAAACUCAAGCGCUCGUCUUACGACUACCCUUCCACCACUCAACACACUUUGCCCCGCGAGGAUUUCGUGGACAGUGAUCAGCGACGGGCGCAAGACCACGUUGAGAGUUUCGUCCUUCGCGCCGGCAAUGGCUCGGCAUCGACAACUCCACCCAUACAAGUUCUCGAUCGCAGGCCGAUAGAACUACCAGACCACGUGGUCGUCGCAUGCCCCUGGCGCAUCCACCCUUCCGCGCGCGCAUUUCCCAACGGUUCAAGCGACAAACAAGAGAAGAUCAAUCGAUACCUCGAUGAGCUGGAGGCGGCGGUAGCCGGAAUCGACCAAGAGCUAAGGGGCUUUUACAAGGUGCGGUCUGACGGGCAGGUAGCUCCGUGGCGUCUGUCGCAUAAUGGCGGGUCGAGCUUGAGGUGGGGUUUCCGGACAGAGGAGACGCAGCCCCUCGAAGACCUCACGGCCGUUUCUGGUGGGCUUCAGGUGCUUCUCCGCAACGGAACCGAAUACUGGGAGCCUGGCUUUGGGGGCACCAUCGAGGCUGGCCACACCGUCUGCCCGAUGGGCCCCCUCGGAUCGUCGGAACCCGUUGAUACUAGUCACCGAGAAACGAGUCCGAGGCACAUUCCACCGUUCGCUAAUCCCCCGUGGGGGGACAACGUCACCGUCCGCCCCGGCUCCAAACCAAAGCGCUCAGUUAGCGCUCCCUAUAGAUCGCCAUAUGGUGAGCUGCCUAAUCAUUGGGUGGAGGAGCUCAGCCACCCGGCUGGGUCGCAUUCCCGCGCUGAUGGAGACGAGCCUUUCGGCGAGAAGUCAUAUGCGCCCGAGAGAUUAGUCCACCCCCAUGAGAAUGACUACGAGCUUGCCCAGUUGAGUCUCAACUCAUGCAAGCUUGGUCAGACACGCCACGAAGAAGGUGAGCUUGAACAAAAGUACCGUCGGGAACAUCUUCUCACUGGCAUAGCUGUGGCCACGGUUGCCCUUCCACCUAGUCCCUCUGACGGCUCCGACGACGUUGGGUAUGAGGCAGAUGAUGAGCCCCUAGCUGGCUUGCCCUUUGACGAGGAGUCUUUCUCGGACCCGGUUGUACCUGGGUUAAAUUUGGAUUGGGUUUUCCCGAUAGAAUCCUCCACACGGAUCUUUGAAGAUCCAGUGAAGCACGAUCAAGGCCAAUUCGUCGCCCACGUCUACGACGAUGCUUCGAUAAGCCCCUUCACCUCUGCACCCAGUCUGAGGUACGUGGAGAGGGCCACUGUUGAGGCGUCGACUUUCUCGGACUUCAACCCUUGCAAGAAGGUUAAAGCUUCAUCCAACACCAUCGCCUUGGACCUUCCUGGAGAGAUCCAGGCGACAUUCGAUGUAUUCGGCCGUCAGCCUGUUUGGCCUCGGCUUCCGACGCGCCAAGAAGUCAGCAACGACUAUGUCGUGGACGUGUGCGAAGGCGCAGAGCAGACGCGCGAGGGAGCCAACUGUCGGCCGAAAGAUGUCUUCUCUGUCAUCCCCUUUGUCAAGUCCAUCGGCAAUGGUUUUGUUAAAUCUGUUGUCGCGCGUCUUCAUCACCACCCUCGGGGUCGUUCUUUUCGAUCAAGGAGAGAUGAUAGUGCCAACAUGAGCGGUUGCUGA
Molecule: messenger RNA, 1629 nt
Organism: Alternaria arbusti
Lineage: Eukaryota; Fungi; Ascomycota; Dothideomycetes; Pleosporales; Pleosporaceae
Exons: 2
Coding region: 1-1629 (542 amino acids)
Source: RefSeq, a predicted model, not a curated record